Molecule: messenger RNA, 639 nt
Organism: Funneliformis geosporum
Lineage: Eukaryota; Fungi; Glomeromycota; Glomeromycetes; Glomerales; Glomeraceae
Source: the annotation of a GenBank genome assembly
AUGCAAUAUGCUAAUGAUGGUGACCUUCAAAAUUAUCUUGAAAAAAAUUUUAAAAUUUUAACUUGGAAUGAUAAAAAGAAAUUAGCAUUCCAAAUUGCUGAAGGAUUAAAUUACUUACAUAAUGAAAAUAUUUUGCAUAGAGAUCUUCAUUCUAAGAAUAUAGUAAUUCAUAAUGGUAAUGCUAAAAUUACAGAUUUUGGUCUUUCAAAAAAUAUGAAUUUACAAAAUUCUACUAUUCAUAUCGGAACCUUUGGUAGAAUUGCAUAUAUAGAUCCGAAAAAACUUUUAGAUUUAAAGUUUAAGUAUGAAAAAGCUUCAGAUAUUUACAGUUAUGGUGUAUUAAUGUGGGAAAUCUCUAGCGGGAUUCCUCCAUUUAAGGAGUUAAUUAGUAAAGGUGAUCAAGCAUUGCUUCGUCUUUUUAUCAUUGAUGGAUAUCGUGAAAAUGUUAUAGAAGAGACCCCUGAAGAUUAUAAGAUGCUUUAUGAAAAAUGUUGGAAUUCUUUACCUGGUAAUCGGCCUAGUAUUAAAAAACUAAGUAAUACUCUUUUUGCUCGUAUGGAAAAUGGUAAAUUUAUUCUUGAAGCUUCCAAAAAAUCUUUUAAGGUAGAAAAUUUUCGACCGACUGUUGAGACUUCGUAA